UUUGCGCAAACAGUAUAUUCUGUGAUCAUACUAUCAAUGAUACAUCCACAUCGUUGUUAACUGUUGUAAAUAAGAAGACUAGGUUUCAGAUGGCCAAUCUUUACAAGAACUAUUUAAAACUGUUGAAACAAUGGCCGUUGGAUCCUAGUAAACCCGGCAGGGAUUUAGGUGAAUAUAUCCGUAAAGAAGUGGGAACUGCUUUCAGCGCAGGCGAUACAUUUCGCGGUGACACCAUAAAGUGUAUGAAGAAGUACGAUUCUCUCAAACGUCUGGCUGAUAAUCACUACUGCAAUAAAUAUAAACGUACAAUACAAUCUUCUGCAACUGGGCUCACUGUUGAACAUUGCACUUCAAUCUUGUCUAAAGAGUCAUUAGAAAUUUUGAAGAACAACAAUGAAGGUGUUAUUAAGUCGACUUUUAACCAAAUUAAGAAUAAAAUAUUACAGGCGACAGCUAAGCAACAGGCCUCACCAGCCAGUACUUCUGGAAGAAGCAAUUAAUUACCUGUCUCCUCAAAAGGACCAUUGCAUCUUGGACAUGACAUUUGGUGCUGGUGGACAUACAGAAAGGAUUUUACAAGAAAAUGAUUCAACAGUUGUUUAUUGUUUGGACAGAGAUCCUACUGCAUUUGUCAUGGCAAAAAAACUUUCCGAACGUUAUCCAAAUAGAGUGGUACCUUUAAAAGGCAAAUUUAGUGAUUUGCCUAUUCUUUUAAAAAAUUUAGACAAAAAAAUGAAUAGUUUCGAUGGUAUUUUAUUUGAUUUUGGUGCAUCUUCUAUGCAGUUUGAUACACCAUCUAGAGGUUUUUCUAUUAGUAAGAAUGGCCCUUUGGAUAUGAGAAUGGAUCCCGAGGAACAGACUAUAACAGCAGCAGACGUGUUGGCCAAAGCUGAUCAAUCUGAUCUGUAUAAAAUAUUUAAAGUAUACGGAGAGGAAAAACAAUCAAAAAAAAUUGCAAAUGCUGUUAUUGAAGCAAGGUAUUUAUUUAAAGAAUUUAAAACUACGCAUGAUUUUUGUGAAUUGGUUCAAAACAUAUGCGGAAAUGAGAUGAGAAGUGAUAUGUUACAGAGACCAGCACAUCCUGCCACCAAAGUGUUCCAAGCAUUACGUAUAUUUGUUAACAAUGAAUUAAAUGAGAUUAACCAUGGUAUAGUGUUGGCAAGACAUUAUUUGAAACUGGGUGGGAUAAUGGUUACUCUUGCUUUUCAUUCGCUUGAAGACACUAUUGUUAAACGUCAUAUACAGGGAAACGUUAAUGAAAACACAGCCAACACUCUACCUUUGAAGUAUGUCAAUCCUAUGCAGAUUUACGAUAAAGAUUUCAUGGACACAAUGAAUCUUACUUGUUGGCAUCAGAUUCAUAAGCAUGUAAUCACUCCAAGUGUUGAAGAAGUUGAAAUCAAUCCUAGAAGUAGAUCAGCACGUCUCAGAGCAGCUAUUCGAAUCAAAUAGAUCAUUUUUCUUUAGUAAUUUUAUAAUAAUAUAAACUAAUAAAUAUAAUUUAGUAUUUUAUUUUUAAACUGUUGUAUAUUUUUAUGCGCAUUAUGUAAUUGUAAUCAAUCAGUUGUUAAUAGUCAAAAUUAGAUUAAGGCUUAAUUAAUGUAAUCAUUAAGGAAACAGAAAAUAGUAAUAAAUACAAUGCAAUCAGGUGAUUCAA
Molecule: messenger RNA, 1657 nt
Organism: Sipha flava (yellow sugarcane aphid)
Lineage: Eukaryota; Metazoa; Arthropoda; Insecta; Hemiptera; Aphididae
Product: probable methyltransferase-like protein 15 homolog
Exons: 3
Coding region: 394-1452 (352 amino acids)
Biological process (GO): rRNA base methylation
Molecular function (GO): rRNA (cytosine-N4-)-methyltransferase activity
Source: RefSeq, a predicted model, not a curated record